CUCUUGCAUAUUUCUUGUCAAACUCAUUAAUUUUUCAGGCAAGAUUAUGGAUCCCGUCAACGCAAAAUUGGUUCUUAUGUUGGUCAUUGCAGCCCUUAUGUCCAAUACAACAACAGUACUAGCUUCCAGGGACUUGGGCCACUUGGCGACAACAAUUCGUUACCCUGCUGGGCAUAACUUGGCAGCUCGGAUCUAUCGAGAAGACGGUGCUGGCAUGGUUGAGUGCUGGAAUGCCCUGUAUGAAUUACGAUCAUGCACUAAUGAAAUUAUACUUUUCUUCAUGGAUGGAGAGAUGUAUCUUGGUAUUGAAUGUUGUAGAGCUAUUCGUAUCAUAACUCGUGAAUGUUGGCCAUCAAUGCUUACAUCUGUAGGCUUUACUGCUGAAGAGGGAGACACUUUACGUGGUUAUUGUGAUGCUUCACACUCUACUGCACCUCGUUCUUCACCGGUUACUAUGCUUCCACCGGCAUAACUCACUCCUGCUCAGUCACCUUUCGAUUGACCAAAU
Messenger RNA from Papaver somniferum (opium poppy), 508 nucleotides. Its product is annotated as egg cell-secreted protein 1.2-like. Gene Ontology annotation, biological process: double fertilization forming a zygote and endosperm. The record is from RefSeq and is a predicted model, not a curated record. Bases 47 to 472 code for a protein of 141 amino acids. The transcript has a single exon. Lineage: Eukaryota; Viridiplantae; Streptophyta; Magnoliopsida; Ranunculales; Papaveraceae.